AUGAGCUACUACGGAAACUCCUACUAUGGAAGCCUAGGCUCUGGCUAUAGAGGCUUUGGUGGCCUAGGCUAUGGCUAUGGCUGUGGCUGUGGCUGUGGCAGCUUCAGCAACCUGGGCUAUGGCUGUGGUUCUGGCUAUGGAAGCUAUGGCUAUGGUUCUGGCUAUGGCUGUGGUUGCUGCCGCCCUUCAUGCUGGGGAGGAUACGGGUUCUCUAACUUCUACUGA
Molecule: messenger RNA, 225 nt
Organism: Suncus etruscus (white-toothed pygmy shrew)
Lineage: Eukaryota; Metazoa; Chordata; Mammalia; Eulipotyphla; Soricidae
Product: keratin-associated protein 19-5-like
Exons: 2
Coding region: 1-225 (74 amino acids)
Source: RefSeq, a predicted model, not a curated record